Molecule: messenger RNA, 1704 nt
Organism: Yamadazyma jaroonii
Lineage: Eukaryota; Fungi; Ascomycota; Pichiomycetes; Serinales; Debaryomycetaceae
Source: the annotation of a GenBank genome assembly
AUGAUCUUAAGAGUUAGAACUAAAGAUGGAAUGUUUAGAUUGACUGUGAACGAUGGGGGGAAGUUCAUGGACGUGGUCAAUCAAUUGUAUGAAAAGAUAGGUAGUGUUGAAAAUUUAACCAUUUCAGAUAAGCCUGGAGAUAAAGGAAAAAGUGUAGUAGAAUUUGGUGAUUUGGAGGUGAAGGAAAUGGGUUUAAAGAAUGGGGACAUGUUAUUUGCAUCUUAUGAAUCUGGUAACAAGCCUGCAAAUGAUAACGAUGUUGACAUGAAUUCGGGCUCAGUGAGUAUUAGUAAACCUUCCAUAGCACAAAGUAAAACUGCUGUUAGUGGCAAAGCUUUUGAAGAAUUACCUAUCGAUAAGUACCUUGAUUCACAAAAUGGUUUGAUUAAACGAAACAAAUCUAAUCUUUGUCGUCACGGUGACAAAGGGAUGUGUGAAUACUGUGCUCCUUUACCACCCUGGGAUAAGGAUUAUAAAGAAUCUCAAGGUAUCAAGCAUUUAUCAUUUUAUGCCUAUUUAAAGCAAUUGAAUGAUUCAAAGAAUAACAAGAAUAAUGCCACAAGCUACAUGGCUCCAUUGGAUGAACCAAAUUACGCUGUAGAUAAAAAAUGUACCGCCGGUCAUUUACCAUAUCCAAAAGGAAUUUGUUCUAAAUGUCAACCAUCAGUUAUAAGUCUUCAACAACAAAGCUUUAGAAUGGUAGACCAUGUAAUGUUUAGUGAUAGUUCUAUUUUGAAUAAUUUCAUUGAUAGUUGGAGAUCAAGUGGAACUCAAAGAUAUGGUAUUUUAUAUGGGAGUUACGAAAGUUAUGAUAAAGUUCCUUUAGGUAUUAAAGCCAACGUAGAGUUCAUAUACGAGCCUCCACAAUCAGAUGAAUUAGAUGGUUUAACAUUAUUGGAUUGGUCAAAUGAAAAGGAUGUUGAUGCUUUAGCUGCUCAAUUUGGAUUAUAUAAAGUGGGUGUAAUUUUCACCGAUUUGACUGAUAGUGGAAUGAAGAACGGUACUGUUUUAUGUAAACGUCAUAAGGAUAGUUACUUUUUGUCUUGCUUGGAAGUCUUAAUGGCUGGUAGAAACCAAUUGAAAUAUCCUAAUCGAACCAAAUAUUCCAAUUCCAAAGAAUUUUCAUCCAAAUUUGUUACUUGUGUAGUAAGUGGAGGUUUGAAUGGAGAUAUUGAACCAAGAUCAUACCAAGUAUCAGUAAAUGCUGAGGCAUUAAUCAAAGCAGAUGUUAUCACCAGUUCAACUCAACCAUCAAUGAUGUACAUUAAUGAAUCGAAUAAUGAACGAUAUGUUCCUGAUGUUUUCUAUUCGAAGAUCAAUGAAUAUGGAUUAGAGGUGAAAACCAACGCCAAGCCUGCGUUCCCAAUCGAUUAUUUAUUGGUGACAUUAUCUGAUUCAUUCCCGUUAGAGCCCAAACCCUUAUUUAAUUCACCUCAUGGAUACAUUAUUGAAAAUAGAGAGUUCUUAGGCGAAUCUCAAAACUUAUCAACCUUAUACAAGCAUUUGAAUAAUGAUAUUGGAGAUGGGAAAGUUUUAUUUGAUUUCCAUCUUUUAAUGUAUUUAUACAGCACAAAUAUUUUACAUAAAGAAGAAUGGGAAUUGAUUGUGAAUUUUGUUAAAAGUGGUAAUAAAGAGGAUUUCAUGAAGUUGAUUGAAAGUCCAGGAUGGAUGAGUUUGAUAACGAUUUUGGAAAAUAGUUCGUGA